AUGAGUUAUAAUGUUGUCUGCACGGGUCGCCGUGCAGGGAAGCCAGACGUUGUGGUAUCCUUCCGAGAGCCAGAAGCCAACCUCGACAAAAGCAUGUGCCAGUUCGCAAAGGCCAUCCACGGCUACCUCGUGCCCCGGAUAUCUCACGCUGGCAUAGUCGAUGGUGCAGAUCCGCCACUCACCAUCUACACCAUGCCGUACCUGCAGGGAAUCUCGUGUCUUGAUGCUCUUACUUGUCAGGUGGAGAUGGGUGAAGUAGCCGAGGCCAGGCAUACUUGCUUCAUUCCAUGUCGCCACCUUGCCAGGUAUUUCGCUCGAUGUUUGUCCAAGCCGCUGCAUACGACCACAGAAGCACAAACAGAGACUCUAGAUGGAAUUCAACGCAGACUCGCUUUAGUACGAUCCUCGUCAUUAUCCAUUUUCGAAACCCCGUCAUGGUGGGAAUUGGAGCGCAGCCUCCCUGCUCUCUUUGCGCGGCAUUAUCCACAAGUUCUUACGCAUGGUGAUCUCUCUAGGACGAACAUCUUGGUUGAUGAGGACACCUACGAAAUCACGGGUAUUGUCGAUUGGUCUCUUGCAUCGAUACUGCCUUUCGGCAUGGACUUGGACUGCCUGUUUCUGACGACGGGAUACAUGGAUCGCCAUGGGUGGCACGACUACGCAUGCCGCUCGCGGUUGCAUGAGGCUUUCUGGACCGAGUUCUGGUCUGCCUCGCAGGUCAGGGAUGAUGUGCGGCAAUACAAAAUUCGCGAGACGGCUGAGCGGGUGGCCAAGAUUGGGGCCAUUCUGCGCUACGCUUUCCAACGCAACGCCGACGGCUCACCUUCCGAGACGUUGAUGUCCGAUGGAGCCUUGACAUGGAGCUAUCUUCAGGCGUGGCUUGCUACUUAG
Messenger RNA from Metarhizium brunneum ARSEF 3297, 891 nucleotides. RefSeq lists its product as uncharacterized. Gene Ontology annotation, molecular function: ATP binding; protein serine/threonine kinase activity. Lineage: Eukaryota; Fungi; Ascomycota; Sordariomycetes; Hypocreales; Clavicipitaceae. Gene Ontology annotation, biological process: protein phosphorylation; mitotic DNA damage checkpoint signaling. Gene Ontology annotation, cellular component: nucleus. The record is from RefSeq and is a predicted model, not a curated record.